CCCUGAGGGCUGUGCAUUUGCACUCGCGGACGCGCGCGCCCACACAGGGUCUGACUUCAGGUCAACUUUCACGCGGCUCGCGGGCGUGUGUGCACACGGCCGUGUCCGCACGCGCGUGCACACCCCCGCCUCAGGUGCCCACCUCCCGUCGCCUCCCAAAGUCUCGUCUCCUAGACCUCGGGGGCUUCUGCUCCAAACGGUGGCCUGGGGCGGCGGCGGGGGCGCGCGGGGCGGACCCCGAGGAGCGGGCGAGGCUGCCUCCCGGCUCCCCUCGCCGCCCCCGCGGUCCAACUUCCCCUCCCGAGGCCACCUCCGGACACCCCCCCGUCCACCGACGUGCGGAGCCAGGCCGCCGCCCGCCCUCCGGCCGCCCCCGCCCGCGUCCCCCGCCCCUCCUCCAGCCCUCCCCGCUCCGGCUCCUACAGGAAACCUUCGAUCACGCUCAGAAAGAAUGUGCUACAACCUCGGCGCUGCCGCGGCCGCCGACACCGCGCCCGAGCCGGAGCCGGAGCCGGAGCCGGAGCCCGAGCCCGAGCCCGAGCCGCCCCGCCUGCCCGGCCGGCCCCGGGCUCGCAGCGCGCGGUCCCCGCCGCCGCCCCGCGCUCGCCCCGCGCUUGACGCAGUGAGCGCCGCAGCCCGGCUCCCGCCGGCUCCGCUCCGCUCCCGGUCGCAGGCCGAGCCCAGCCCGGCGGGCUCCGGGAGGGGCGGGCAGGGCGCGAGGGGGAGGAGAUCUGUCUGGAGCCAGCGAGCCCGGCGGAGGAAGAGGAGGAGGAAGGAGGGGAAGCCGCCGCCGCCGCCGCCGCCGCCGCCACCGCCGCGCUCCGGGGAUCUGGGCGCGCGCGCUCCGCUCGCCCGCGACGGUGGCGCCAGCCCCCGGCCCGCACACGGGCCCAGUGGCAGCUGCCCUGGUGACCGUCCUACACUUCGUCUGGACCCAUAUCGUCCCCCCGGCUGUGGAAUGAGGAGGAGGUCCGCAUGAGCCCCGCGGGAAGGACCCCGCCAGCCUGCACUGGGACGCGCCAGGUCACGGGCGGGCCCUGACCCGAAGGACCACGGAGCUGGAGGCGAAGGGUGGAGCCGUCGGGACGCCCAGGCCGAUGGGGGAGGCGGCCUCGGCCUCGGCGGGACGCGGGCGGGUGACCCGGGGCGUCCGGCGGUGAGGGAGCACGCCCGCUGUGCCACCGUGCCGUCUGGGACAGGACGCCCCUGAGAACGCAGGCAGCCGCCCCCCCCCCCCCCCCCCAGGGGCCGGCACCCAGCCUCCCGCCCGGUCCC
Neofelis nebulosa (Clouded leopard) is the source of this 1275-nucleotide messenger RNA. RefSeq names its product basic proline-rich protein-like. Lineage: Eukaryota; Metazoa; Chordata; Mammalia; Carnivora; Felidae. The coding region runs from base 452 to 979 and encodes 175 amino acids. The transcript has 3 exons. The record is from RefSeq and is a predicted model, not a curated record.